GACGCAUCGGUCGGGGUGACUGGCGACACACCCACGGCACCGCACAUGCACUACAACACCACACAAAACAUGUUGGUGACGAUUCUUCUGCUCAUCGGCUUCACAGCCGUACACACCGCCGAUCCCGUCGAUCAGGUAGCCAGCCAAGGAGCCGAAAUACUUUCGAAAUCUCGCACCGGAGAUACUGUUCGACAAUGUUCAUGUUCUGAGCAGCAAGAAUGCACAAAGGAGAUGAAAACUCAGGUCAAGGAAUGUGCAGUGCCUUGCUUCAACGAAUUCAGCUCGAUCACACCUCGGCCAAAUGAUCUGAAGCGAUGUUUCGAUGACAGAGAUGACUUAGUACAAGGAUUUCUUACAUGCUUCGAGCAGAAAAUUGAAGGGUGCGUUCCGGAUCUCAAUGGGCCACAAAUUCCAAAAAUCUCCAUACCCACUUUGUUCACCGUUGGCGAGCACCAUAUUGUAAACCAGUCAGCAGCAAUACAGUCAAUCAUCGCACCAAUCAAGCACAUUGUGGAUGCUGCAGGUGAAUUUGCCAAGUGCGUUAAAGAUUGCUUCCUUGCAAGAAACGCUAAUGGAUUUUGUUUCGACAGAAAAAACUGCCAGCCCCUGGUCCAAGUAGAUAAAGCGAAGAACUCUUUCCGUCAAUGCACUCGAAAAAUGAACUGGAAGCGUGAAAUUGGCGAAUUCUGCGAGUGUUCGGUCAGCGCUGGAGUUAGCGAUCUCAAACAAUAUUGUGCAAUGUUUCGUUUGAUGGGCAGAAGAGCCGGAAAACGACGUUCAUGAGCUCUUCCAAAAAAUCUACGAAAGUGCACAGAAUCGCUGCGUGAUCGUCUGCCCUUAUGAAGCAUAUCAGAUCGGGAUCAUCGUAAAUUGCGUGUAGUUUUUUCUUAGCCUGAUCAUCGGGUUUACGCUUCACUAGUUUUUGUCUUCAUUCCUGAUUGUCGUGAUAUUGUAGUUGUUUGCUCCACUGUUAGUCAAACAUCUCGGUCCUGUAUAGAUUACUACUUAGUUUCUAUUUAGCGGCACAUUGCCCAAAGAAUCUCUUGUUUUCAAAAUGUAUAUACUUUUACUUCUCACUUUGAAAACAAUGAUUUAUCGAUAGUUACCGUAUCAAGAUUGAUUGCAUCACAAUGUGAUUAAAGAAUAGGGACAAGGUAAGAAAGACAGUGCCUAUGAUAUUGUUAUGGAUUGUGCAGUGUCAAGAGG
Molecule: messenger RNA, 1206 nt
Organism: Cylicocyclus nassatus
Lineage: Eukaryota; Metazoa; Nematoda; Chromadorea; Rhabditida; Strongylidae
Source: the annotation of a GenBank genome assembly